Mercurialis annua (annual mercury) is the source of this 1455-nucleotide messenger RNA. RefSeq lists its product as uncharacterized. NCBI's taxonomy places the organism in Eukaryota, Viridiplantae, Streptophyta, Magnoliopsida, Malpighiales, Euphorbiaceae. The record is from RefSeq and is a predicted model, not a curated record. The coding region runs from base 25 to 1107 and encodes 360 amino acids. The transcript has 2 exons.
CAAGUGUCUGGCGAAUAUAAAUGUAUGAGUUACUCUUUAACUUCUUAUUAUGCUAUUGCUAUACAGUUAAUAGAGAGUUUUGAAGAGGUUGAAUUAGUACAUGUUCCUAGAGAGGAAAAUUGGGAGGCCGAUGAAUUAUCACAGCUAGCAUCUGGCCUACGUCUGUCGGAGGAGUUAACUCACCGACUAGUAAUGGUACAAAGAAAAACUCACCCUUCAAUUUUUAAAAGAGGAGUACAACUAGAUAUUUUCAAUAUUGAUGAUAACUUAGUACAGGAUUGGAGGAGAGACAUUAAAAAGUACCUGGAGAAUCCUAGCAAGAAGAUGAUGUAUAAAGUAAGAGUGAGAGCUGUUAACUACGUGCUCAUAGAAGAUGUUUUAUACAGAAGAGGAUUCGACAACCUAUUGCUAAGAUGCCUUGGAACUACAGAGGCACUAGAGGUCAUGAAACAAACUCAUGAAGGAGUUUGUGGAGCACAUCAAUCCGGAGUGAAAAUGAGAUGGCUGAUCCGAAGACAUGGUUACUUCUGGCCAUCUAUCCUAAAAGAUUGCAUGACUUUUGCAAAGGGUUGUCAAUCGUGCCAAAGGUAUGGAAACAUACAAAGACUUCCAGCUGCUGAGUUGAAGUCUGUCAUCAAACCAUGGCCAUUCAGAGGUUGGGCCAUAGAUUUGAUAGUGUUACCCAUGGAGGUGGUGGUGAGGUCAUUGAGAGUAGCUAAGCAGAAUCAUUUGACUCCAGAAGAUUACAAUGAAACCAUGAUGAUGGAGUUAGAAAAUCUAGAAGAAGGGAGACUUCAGGCUUUAAACAACAUGAUAAUACAGAAGAAGAAAGUCUCCAGAAGCUACAACAAGAAAGUUAGACCUAAGACAUUUCAAGAAGAUGAGCUAGUAUGGAAGUUGAUCUUACCCCCUGGUACUAAAGAUAGAGAAUAUGGGAAAUGGUCUACUAAUUGGGAAGGGCCAUUCUUAGUCCACAAGGUGAUGAAGGGGAAUGCGUACUGGCUAUCAAGUCUAGAGGGUGAGCCUCAUAGAAAAUUUAUUAAUGGAAAGUACUUGAAGAAAUACACUCCCACCAUCUGGGAGAAAUACAACUUAGAAAUGACUUAAUGGCUUUUAGCCAUACAUGUACUGCAGAUUAUGUAACUUGUUUUAGCAAUAUCAGUACAUGAGUCGUAACAUUGUGGCUUUUUAGCCGAGUGUAUUAUCAGAUUUUUAGUAGUUUGGCUAUUUUGGCUAAACCUGUACUUUUUCAUUAACUUAUGGAUUUUGGCACAAGAUGUAAUGUAAUGGCUUUUAGCCAUUUUUGAUAAUUAAAAUUCUAAAAUUUGGCUACUUUAGCUAAAUUGGUGAGGCUAUAAUUAGUCGACUAUAGAAAAUUAAUUCCAGAAGUUGGUUCUAGAAGUCGACUCCUAAAAGUUGAUUCCUAGAAGUUCUAGAAGCUGACUUCUAAAAGUG